Caenorhabditis angaria is the source of this 1136-nucleotide messenger RNA. The record is from the annotation of a GenBank genome assembly. NCBI's taxonomy places the organism in Eukaryota, Metazoa, Nematoda, Chromadorea, Rhabditida, Rhabditidae.
AUGUCUCAUUGGAUAGUUACAACAAUUGGAAUAUUUGCUUCUGGUUUACAAAUGGCAAUGAAUAUAAAUAUUUUCUACAGAGAUUUGAUGUAAGUGCAUGUAUUUGUAUUGAAUUGUCAAAAAACAUUUCAGACAAUCUCCAGCUUGGACGAAACACGAUUUUCGAUUUAUUAUUUUUCGAACAUUUUUAGAUAUUUUGCAGGGAUUCGCUAGUAUGUCGUUUGUUUCUUUCUCCACAUUAUUUCAUUAAAUAUUACAGGUUUAACGUUGUACAGUUUUACUAUUUUUUAUGUUCUAUAUCCUGAUUUGAUUUCGUACAAUUAUAUAUUUGUAUCCGGAUUAAUACUCACCAAUAUAACUAUAAUUCGAUCUUUUCUAGCUGCCGGUAUUGCUGUAGAAAGAUGUAUUGUACGUAUUCAGAAGUUCUAUAUUUUUCUUAAAAUACCGAAUUAUUUGUUUAGGCAUCAUGUUUUCCUGUCCAAUUUUUUCAACAUCGUCAAAAGAUUCCAAACACUCCACUUGUUCUAUUUUUCAUAUUCACUGCCUUUUUUGAUGAUUUCAUGCUUUUCCAUCUUUCGGGAUUAACAUUUCCUCUAAAUUCAGCAAAUUGUGCAACUUAUUUAUGCGCACUACCUCAAAAAUAUUGGAAACUUGCUGCAAUAUAUUCAGCAGUCUAUGGAUUUAUCAAUUAUAUUUUUUCGUUUAUUCUCUGUUUUAAAUUGCUCUCAAUGUACUUCCGCAAACUUCAUUAUUCGGCAGACUUGAAAAAAGUUAGUCUCUGAUUUUACUACCUACACAGACAUAUCAAUUAUCUCAAAUAACUUGGUUUUUAGGUGAACUUAUUAUGUCUAACCGAUGGACUUUCUUCAAUUAUUUUUGAUUUGAUACCUGCGAUAUUGUUUCAAACGAAAACAAUCAACGUCGAGGUUAGGAAUAAAUAGAAUAAUUGAUAAUAUAAGUAAAUUAUAAAAAUUAAGAAUGAUGGUCCAGUUACUGGUGUUCUUCGAACAAUUGGUCGAGUACUUGAAGCAAUGGUUAUGUACAAAUUGAUGAAAAAGAAAAUAAGAUCACCAAAUUCAAAUUCAAUGUUAACUAGAACAACAUUGAAAGAAAGAACUACUACGAGACAUAAAUAG